UCUGCCCUAAUUGAGGCUUGAACCAGUGAUCUUUGCCUCACAAUAGUGUUCUGAGAGUAAGUCUGUACAAACUGUGCUACCAGAAUCCAAAACCUAAGCAUUGUAACGCUCAUCCUAGCUGUUACAACACUAUAUCAAGCCAGUCAGUGGCCCAGGUAUAUGUACACAGAUGGUUUGAUUCACCUUUUAUUUCACUCAAAUGGCUCCAUAUUAUCCAAUAAUAUAUGUGAUCGAGAUAUUAUAUAAUCUUUCCUAACAGAGACUUGAAACAGAUACCUUCAGCUUGUGACAAUGGUUUGAGACCGAUGCUUUAUUGAGUAUCAAAAUUCAAGUCCCAGAUAACCCUCAUUUCAACUGUUACUCGUAAGAGUAUUAUGUAAUCAAGUCCAAAUGGCUAGAGGACGCUACACCGUGCUGUAUGUUGAUGGCUGAGAGUAUAAUGUGUGAGGGUUGAUUGUUGAUGGCUAAGAGGAUACUGUACUGUGUAUUGGUGGCUGAAGGAUGCCAACUAGUGUUAUAGGUUCUGUGUCUUCUAUAAGUAAAGGCUUAUUGUAACUAUCAAGUUGAGGUUUACCUGUUUAGGAUUUGAGUUCGAGUACAUGUAGCUUAGUUGGUAGAGAAUUGAUCUCAAAACACUUGAAUGAUUGAGAGUCUUCCGUUCGAGCCUCAAUCAGGUUUGAUCAUUUGAGAAUUUUACAUCAUGCCUAAAAAGAUGGGUACCAAUACCAAGGCUGUGGAAGCUAGAGCACGAAAGGAAGAAGCAAAGAGGGCAGAAAAGGAGAAAAAAGAAAAGGCAGCAGAAGAUGCAUUAUGGGAAGAUAAUGAUAAAUAUGUUGUCAGAAAACAAAAAAGAAAGGAAGAAAAAGAAAAGAAAAAACAAGAACAAUCUGAAAGAAAAACUGCAAACAAAGUAGCUCUUCAAGAAGAAAUGGAAAAUCUCAAGUCAGAAAACAAAUAUCAACUCCCAAAAGUUACUCGAGCUGAUAUUUCUAAGGUUUUGGAACAAGAAACAGAAAAGAAAAACGCAAAGAAAAAUAUAACACCCAAUGAAUCACCAUUAGAAGAAAAUAUAAACAGACUUCCUACAGAAGGAGAAGAAGCAAGAUCGGUAGAAGAAGCUAUUGCUGUUUUAAGUGUAAAAGAGGCUGAGUUGGACAGACAUCCUGAACGUAGAAUGAAGGCAGCAUGGGAAGCUUUUGAAGAGGCUAAUCUUCCAAAAGUCAAAGCAGAGAACCCAAACUUGAGAUUAUCCCAGCUAAAGCAGCUUCUCAAGAAACAGUGGAUGAAAUCUCCUGAAAAUCCCUUAAACCAGAGGCAUCAGAUUUACAACAUGAAGAAAUAAGACAAUGAAGUGUGCAUCUUUUGUAUUAUAAUAUUUUACAUAUUUUGCUUACAGCAUGUCUUUUUUCAUUGAAAACUGUUCUAACAGCUUCAGUUGCCCAACAGAAAAAGAUAUUCUGGUCAUAAAUAAUGUGUUACAGUGAAAUUCUGCUGAGUUUUUUUGAGUUAAGUCAGUGUAUGUAUCCUUGUUUUUACUCAGAGGACAAUAAAAGAUAGAAUUUUCCAGUGGAUGAA
Molecule: messenger RNA, 1575 nt
Organism: Limulus polyphemus (Atlantic horseshoe crab)
Lineage: Eukaryota; Metazoa; Arthropoda; Merostomata; Xiphosura; Limulidae
Product: coiled-coil domain-containing protein 124-like
Exons: 5
Coding region: 701-1342 (213 amino acids)
Biological process (GO): transcription by RNA polymerase II
Cellular component (GO): nucleus
Molecular function (GO): transcription coactivator activity
Source: RefSeq, a predicted model, not a curated record